Molecule: messenger RNA, 1917 nt
Organism: Pocillopora meandrina
Lineage: Eukaryota; Metazoa; Cnidaria; Anthozoa; Scleractinia; Pocilloporidae
Source: the annotation of a GenBank genome assembly
AUGUCAGCGUUAGUCACUCUCCUUGUCCUUCUUACCAUCCAUUCCGCUGAGACAUGUGACACUUUCAAACCAAUCAAAAACUACGUGCUGACUGGUCACGUGAUUAAAACCAUGCGAGACGCCAACUUCGAGAAAUGUACAUAUCGCUGUGAGCUUGAAACCAAAUGUUUCAGUAUUAAUCUUUACACAAAGACCAGCAAAUGUGAAUUGAACUAUGGCAGUAAGGAAAUGUUUCCAAGUGAUUUCAAGGAGGAACCGGAUGCUCUUUAUAUUCAUAACAUCAGAAAGGACACCGGUGAUCCGUGUAAUGCGCUGUACUGCUUGCACGGCGGCUCUUGCCAUCCGUUUCCACAGCCAAACUGCAAGUGCCCCGUGGGAUUCGUGGGAUCGAUCUGCCAAAACAUUAGUAAGGACUGAAUUAUAAUUUUUAAUAACACUUCUAUAUUAAAUUUUAAGCAUCGGCAAAACUUGUCAGCUCGCUAAUACAUUUUCCUGUAGCUUUAUCCCUAGAGGCCAUUGGAAUCCAAGACAAUAAUAUUAUCUUUGACGGUGAACUUACGUCCAGUACAGCCGCUGUUGGCCAUGAAGCAUGGCGGGGCAGGCUACAUGGUAAGGGCAGCUGGAAACCAGUUUUAAGUGACUCGGACCCACGCUUCGAAAUCGGCACUUUCGAUCCAGCUGUGAAGAUAAGUUACAUUGCAACUCAAGGAUCUCCUGAUCAAGACUGCUGGCCGACUUCUUUCACGUUGCGAUACGAAACCGCUGGCCAAUCAAAAGAAUACCCCCAGGUAAGUAAGACAAUUUCGAUUUAGGAAUUUAUCGCAUGCAGUUAUCCAAAAAAGAAAAAUUGUAUUAAUUUCUUUUUCAAUUGUAUAGCAAAUCAAAGGUUUUAAUAUUUCCCUUCCAUCUUGGUUGAAAAUAUCCUAGAACAUUGAUCUACCUCGAUAUAAGCGGUUACAGUGAUCGCUGGUGCUAUUACGGUAAGCGUCCACCAAAUUAAGCAAUUUUGACGAAAACAUCCCAAGUCGCCAAUUUAAAUAGAAACUUAAGCUGGGUUUGAGCGAGUCUGCAAAAAAACCUACCUUCCGUACUCAAAAGUUGGUUAGAUUGUAUCAUUUUCACAAAACCGAGAAACGCAUGCGUAGUGUUAUUAAGUGAGAGCGUGAAAACCUGAUAUUUCUUGAGUUUCAGAAGCAAAUUUAAGUCGCACAGACAAAAGUUUUGGGGUUCCAAAUCGAUCUCAUAUUUAUUUUCAUUGAAAACCUUUCUACUUUCAGAUCUUUGCAGGCAACAUUGACAGAAAUACAGUGAUAUAUAACCCCUUGAAACCGGCUCUUGGCAACGUGUCGAAAUUAGUUAUCAGACCAGUUUCCACGAAUGGCUGCAUAGGUCUUAGAUUAGAGCUUUAUAAAUGAUGCUGUGUUGGAGACGUAUGAUAAAAGAAACAAAGCCAUCUAAACAGGAAUUGAAAAACGGAGAUGUCUGUCAUCUGGAAAUGGCGAGUUCAAAACCAAAUUUAAACUUCUGGAUCUUUCCUCAUUAGGUUAUGAAAUGCUUGUAAGAGGUCAAGAUUUGCGCUGAAAUUUUAUCUGUCCUUACGGCAAAUACAUGACACAAAGUUUAUAGAAACUUCAUCCAAACUAUUAACCAGACAUUUUUCGUAAUUUAAGCUUCAAUGAAACAUUAUAUUAAAUGGUACUUGAUAAAACUGUUCCUGUCGAGCUGCUUUUCUAAAAGUGGUGACUUCACUGAGUUUACUCGGUAUCAUUUCGAGUAAUCGGUAAUUUAUCUAUAUAACUUAUUAAAGCUGUCAAGAAAUUCAAAUCCUAAUGGUAUUAUUCCAUCUCUGGUGCGAAUGAAGCUGUUCACUUAUCUAUCAAGUACUGGAAUAAACCAAAUUUUAUCCACGUCACGGCC